AUGAAUGAAGCGAAAAAGGCAAGAACUAUUGCUAAGUCAUCAUUUACCCGUAGUGCUAAAUCCAUCCAACGGCUAAUCGAACAAGGAUGGCCCGAACCGGAAGUUGUCAAAGCAGGUGGCAUAUUUGAAACAGCCUAUGAGAGAGUACUAUCUAAGCAUGACGGGUUUGCAAUACUUGUAGAAGAAAAGGAUUAUGAACAGGAAGAAUGGAUGGAAGAUGUGUCAAAAGAAUAUGAUGCUAUUUGUAUAAUGAUAAAUGAUUAUAAAAUAACCAUGGCUCCGGCUCCGAAGAACAAUAUUACAACCGAUAAAGUGGAAAAUCCAGCGAGCUCUCAGGAUGUCGAUGUGGACCCAAACAACACAAAUAUACCAUCUGGAUCAGGCAUUGAUGAGACUGCAGAAUCUGUACCACCAGGGGAGACGGAACCCACUGUUACAUUGGAAUUAUCACCUGACAACCAAGCUGCCGCAACUAAUUUUCCCACUUAUGCUGCACCCUCACCCAGUCCAACUUCCAUGAAAUUGAGAACAGAGAGAGCACCGCUUCCUAAAUUUGAUGGAAAUGUUCGAAAUUAUCUGGAUUUUCGUAGAGAUUUCAAAUUUUUGGUGGAAAAGCAAUACACAACUCAGGAAGCCCUUUAUGUUCUUCGUAGCUGCCUGGACAAAAACAGUGCCGACCUGAUAAAAUGCAAGGAGGACUACGAUGCUGCAUGGGAAAAAUUAGAUCGAGAGUAUGGCGACCCGAGAAUUGUUUCUGAUGUCCUGCUGUCUGACUUGGAGAAAGUAAAGCCAGUGGAUGAAUUUGACUAUGCACACUUUGGUCAGUAUCAUGCUUUAAUUGAGAAGAUAUUCAGCAUGCUGACGAAACUGAAUCGACCAGGAGAUUUGGAUAAUACAACAACACUGAGUGCCAUGGAGAAAAAAUUAUCAAGGAAUGACCGUCUAAAGUGGGCAGAUUACCAAGAAGAAAAGGGGGUAACUCCAAAAAUUGAAAACUUUCUAAAAUGCAUGGAGAAGGAAGUACGAAAGAGAAAGAUUGCUGGAGCCGACAUUUGUUCCCAGAGAACAAUUUCUCGAAGCGCUGACAACAAAGGCUCAGUAAAUACCAUCACAUUGAAAGGUGAGAAGGGUACCAGCACGGGUACCAGCACGGACAAGCUCGAUUCAAGGACUGAGAAUCCAGGUGAAGUAUUAGGUGAGGGCAACCAAUCACCACCACAGCCACCACCACCACAACCAACGUUUCAGCAUUGUUGGUUAUGCAAACAGCCCCACCAGUUGGACACAUGGUGA
Paramuricea clavata is the source of this 1293-nucleotide messenger RNA. NCBI's taxonomy places the organism in Eukaryota, Metazoa, Cnidaria, Anthozoa, Malacalcyonacea, Plexauridae. The record is from the annotation of a GenBank genome assembly.